AUGUACUACGUUGGCACCAUCAGCAUUGGAACGCCCCCUCAGGAGUUCAGUGUCGUCUUUGACACGGGCUCAGCUCUCUUGUGGGUGCCCUCCAUCGGCUGCUCCCAUCGCCUGUGUGGGAAACACAAAAUCUUUGACCCUCGGGCGUCCUCCACCUUCCGGAGCACGACCCAGUACUUCGACCUGUUGUACGGGUCCGGCAGAGUGAUCGGGGUGCUGGGCUACGACGACGUGCGGGUCGGGGACCUGGUGUGCAAAUCCCAGGCAGUUGGCCUAACCUGGUUUGACUUCGGCAAGGCCAUGAGAAUAUCGGACUUUGACGGCAUAAUGGGACUGGCCUACCCCUCCCUCGCACUAAGAAACACCACCCCGGUCUUCGACAACAUGUGGAACCAAGGGCUCAUAUCUGAGAAUGUCUUCGCCUUCUACCUGAGCAGCAAUGAGAAGAAUGACAGCGUGGUGAUGUUCGGCGGCGUGGACCACUCCUACCACCGGGGCGAGCUCCAGUGGGUGCCGGUGAGCGAGCAGGUCCACUGGCAGGUCACUGUGGACAGCAUCUCCAUGGACGGCAAGGUCGUGGCCUGUGCGAACAGCUGCCAGGCCAUUAUGGAUACCGGGACCUCGCUGAUGAUUGGCCCAACAGACCCCAUGAUUAACAUUAUGAGGGACAUCAGCAUCCAGAAGAUGAGAUCCGGCUGGUACGUCGUCAAUUGUACGGCCAUCCCGAGCCUGCCUGACAUCGUCUUCACCAUCAAUGGCAUUGCAUACCCAGUGCCAGCCAGCGCCUACAUCAGGAGGGAGGAGACGGGCAGCUGCCUCACGAACUUGUAUGGCUCAGACUUCAGCAGCUCUUGGGUCCUGGGGGACGUCUUCCUGCGGCUCUAUUUCACCGUCUUCGAUCGGGCCAACAACAGGAUCGGCUUGGCUCCUGCCAGGGCAUAGAUGUGGGCGCCCAUCCU
Messenger RNA from Pipistrellus kuhlii (Kuhl's pipistrelle), 959 nucleotides. Its product is annotated as pepsin F. The record is from RefSeq and is a predicted model, not a curated record. Lineage: Eukaryota; Metazoa; Chordata; Mammalia; Chiroptera; Vespertilionidae. The transcript has 7 exons. Gene Ontology annotation, molecular function: aspartic-type endopeptidase activity. Bases 1 to 942 code for a protein of 313 amino acids. Gene Ontology annotation, biological process: proteolysis.